This is a messenger RNA of Populus nigra (black poplar), 1068 nucleotides long. Its product is annotated as histidine-containing phosphotransfer protein 1. Bases 451 to 915 code for a protein of 154 amino acids. The record is from RefSeq and is a predicted model, not a curated record. Gene Ontology annotation, cellular component: nucleus; cytoplasm. Gene Ontology annotation, molecular function: protein histidine kinase binding; histidine phosphotransfer kinase activity. NCBI's taxonomy places the organism in Eukaryota, Viridiplantae, Streptophyta, Magnoliopsida, Malpighiales, Salicaceae. Gene Ontology annotation, biological process: cytokinin-activated signaling pathway; phosphorelay signal transduction system; phosphorylation. The transcript is spliced from 6 exons.
GUUUGUACUGCAAAUUGAAAUAAUUUAUUUAUUUAUUUAUUUUUAAAGGAAUACCACAAGAAGUAAAGCUAGAAUGAUGAAGAAGAUGGAAUAAGGUUGGGGUUGCUUUACAAGACGGUACAACAUGAGCUAAUUAUAUUGGUGCAAAAAAGACUCAAAAUAGAACACAAGCAUUAUUAGCACAAAUCCAGAGAGGAAGGGAUUAAAAACGUUUACUCACCUGAUAGCCAAAAAGCAAACAAAAAUCUUUCCAUUUCUACUUUAGAAUUCACUAAAUCCCUUUCAAGCUUUCCGUUUCCAUACCAUUUAUACUAUUUCUAUUACCCACUUUUAUUGUGCAAUAACUCCCACAAGAUCUGUAAAUUUAAGCCACAAAGCUGUGUUGAGUUGUCGUAGCUUAAGAAAGCACUGUGUUUUUCUUUCUUUCUUUUUGUCCGAGAGUUUUAGAGGAUGGAGGUUGUUCAGAUGCAGAGAGCAUGGGUUGAAUAUACCAAAUCCUUGUUUAGAGAGGGGUUUCUGGAUGCCCAGUUUCAACAGCUUCAGCUUCUGCAAGACGAGAGCAACCCAGAUUUUGUUGCUGAAGUGGUAUCUCUCUUCUUUGAAGAUUCUGAGAGGCUUCUGAGUGAUCUCACCUUUGCCUUAGAACAGCAAAGUGUAGACUUCAAAAAGGUUGAUGCUCAUGUUCACCAGUUGAAGGGUAGCAGCUCCAGCAUAGGUGCACAGAGAGUUAAAAAUGACUGCAUCGCUUUCCGCAGCUUCUGUGAGGAACAGAACAUUGAAGGGUGCCAGAGAUGCCUGCAGCAAGUGAAACAGGAUUACUGUCUCGUGAAGAGCAAGCUUGAAGCUCUAAUCAGGCUGGAGCAACAGAUUGUGGCAGCUGGUGGGUCAAUUCCUAUGGAAGAAUUGAGUUCUUAAGCCUGUCAAUGCAAUGCAAUGCAAGACGAGGAAAGCUGCUAGUAAAAAUGGGAGGAUUACUGUAUGUUAAUUCCUAUGGGAGGUUCUGUUUAACUAAUCAUGUUGUGCUUGUAUGGAUUCUUAUGAAGAUACAGUCCCAUCAACUUCCACUUA